This is a messenger RNA of Chara braunii, 695 nucleotides long. The record is from the annotation of a GenBank genome assembly. NCBI's taxonomy places the organism in Eukaryota, Viridiplantae, Streptophyta, Charophyceae, Charales, Characeae.
UUACCGUGGUCGUGAAUUUGGUAGGCUGUUGUAUUUCCCUGGUUCAUGAGCAUUGCAACACACGUGCCGAUGGAGUGCGGAAGCGACGAUGGACGUGCGAAGUUGACGACGAUCGACAAGACGGUUGUGGUGGCGGCUGUGACAGCCGUGCUCUUUCAUUGUCAGCAAGAGUGGGCAUUGGGCAGAAUGAGAGCGCAGAUCCGCGCACGGAGGAGGAAGACGCUUCAUCAAGUCCCGGUCGGAGGGCUGGAUACCGUGGCCAUCAUCGAGGCUGCAGUUCAGGUUUGUUGUGCCAUGGGUUGCAGUGUUCUCCCACAAGCAACGCUGAGGUGGUGGAUGAAAUGGAGGACGGGGAGGGCAUGGGAGGAUCUCAGUCAAUGCGACAAUGCAGCGGAGGAGUACUUAUGGGAGAAGCUCCGUAUGUCGCCACGUGUCUUUCGGGCGAUGGCGAUCGCAUCCAGUGUGAACGAAUGCCCGCGGGAUACGCUGCCGAUGUCGAUGUCGACUGCAGUCGGUGUCGAUCCCUCGUCUUCUCUGUUGGAGGCCUUCGAUAGAGGUCAGCCAUCAACGAUAGAGGAAGCACACGAGGAACAGGAGGACCACGACAAGCAAAAUUGUGACUAGGAGCAGCAGUGGCAACCUUCAAUAGAGGUCAGCCAUCAACAACACGUACGACAGGGCCAUAACUCUAUGAC